This is a messenger RNA of Carassius gibelio (silver crucian carp), 1971 nucleotides long. It is a transcript of the gene mettl8, whose product is annotated as methyltransferase 8, methylcytidine. The record is from RefSeq and is a predicted model, not a curated record. The transcript has 10 exons. NCBI's taxonomy places the organism in Eukaryota, Metazoa, Chordata, Actinopteri, Cypriniformes, Cyprinidae. Gene Ontology annotation, molecular function: tRNA (cytidine-N3)-methyltransferase activity. The coding region runs from base 128 to 1183 and encodes 351 amino acids.
CGCAGGGGGGCGCUGCGCGCAUGAAGACGGGAGCGCGCACAUAGGAGACGGCACUACUCACUCACACCAUAAAUAAACACUGACUAACACAAAACUAAGCAGAAUAAUCUUCAGAAAUGACAUCGAAAUGAGGGGGCUCUUGAAGCUGAGUGUCCGAGCUGUGAGCUGUGUUCCCCGCAGACCGUGCAGUGGAGGAAGACCCCCCGCGCCGCUGGGAGCAAGAGUCCUCACCAACCCACGGGACAUCUUUCAGCACAACAUGUGGGAUCAUGUGCAGUGGACAGAGGAGGAGACCGAGGAAGCCCGGCAAAAAGCAGAGCAGAACUCUGAAGAGAAGAUUCCUGUAGAAGAGCAAUCCAAAUAUGACAGAGAAGCUCAUAAAUAUUGGGACCGAUUUUAUGGCAUGCACCAGAGGAAGUUCUUCAGAAACCGAACUUGGCUCUUCACUGAGUUCCCAGAGCUUCUCCCUCCAGACGAGGAGCAGGAGCAGGACUUGUGCUCAGAGUCUGGGAGCAGAGAAAAGCAGCAGCCCUGUGGUUCCUGUACAUUAACCAGCCAUAUGGACACAUUCCCUGGACAGCAUGCUGCUUUCAGGAUACUAGAGGUGGGCUGUGGUGCAGGUAACAGUGUGUUUCCCAUCAUCAACACCAUCAGGAGCAGUAAGGCGUUUCUGUACUGCUGUGACUUCUCAUCUCAAGCGAUUGAGCUCAUCCAGGAGCACCCAGACUAUGACCCUGCAGUGUGUCACGCAUUUGUGCGGGACAUUUGUGACACGACGUCCCCAUUUCCCUUCCCCCCCGAGAGUCUGGACAUUAUUCUGGUGGUCUUUGUGCUCUCUGCCAUCCACCCAGCACGCAGAGCUCAAGAUGUGGUGACGUCUUUGGCUGGAUUCCUGAAGCAGGGAGGAAUCAUGCUGUUCAGAGACUAUGGCAGAUAUGAUCUGGCACAACUUAGAUUUAAAAAAGGCCAGUGUCUGUCUGAAAACUUCUACACGCGUCAGGAUGGAACCUGUGUGUAUUUCUUCACUAAAGAUGAGGUUCAUCAUUUGUUUUCCAAUGCUGGUCUGGAGGAGCUUCAGAAUCUGGAAGACAGAAGACUGCAGGUAAACAGAGGAAAGAAGGUGGUGAUGCACAGAGUCUGGAUGCAAAGCAAAUACAGGAAGCCUUACCUGAUUCCUGACUGAGCUCUCAAAGAACUGGGCUGAAGGCCUUAACUUGAACACAAAGUCCUUUCAACAUUUUAUGUGAUAGACUUCAACUAUAGCAAAUGAUGGAGAUAACAUUGGUAUGUGCCACUAUUUGUUUUUUAUAGGUUUCAGUAAAUUGCAAUGAAUUCAUUGUCUUGUAUUGCAUUUUUAGGUAGUUGAGUGAAUUAACAUGAUUGGAGUCUUGAAAGUUAACCGUGGUUCUUCUAAAAGUCACUUUAGAGUUUAAUUAAAGAAACAGACAUAAUAUUUAGUGCUGGGCAACGAUUACCUUUACAUAAUCUAUGUGUGUGUGCUGUGUAUGCAUAUGUAAAUGUGUAUACACACAUAUACAGUAUAUAUUUUUUAAAAUAAUUACAUGUGUGUGUGUGCGCACGCGUGUACGUGUGUGUGUGUGUGUUUAAAUGAGAAAUAUACACAGUACACACUCAAACAUUAUGUAAACAUUGGCCAACACUAAUUAUAUUAUUUAAUCAUUAAAAAUGUGUUUUCUUUCUUAUUUUAAGAUUAUUUUGUGUACUGCUAUACUCUUUUUGUAUUAAUUAGAACAAAAUAUGUGAACUGUCCAUCCUCACAAAAAGGCCAGUUCAGUCAAACUUGAUCAUGUCACAGAAGAUUGUAUGAUGCUUGUUCUUCAAACAUGUAUUUGCUCAGGUUUUUAUUGAAUGGUUUGUGAUGUGGUAUAUUUAUGUUUUUAUGUGUAAUGUUUUACAUGUUUGAUGUGGCAAAUUGAUUUUUCAAGAAAUAAAUUUGUAAAAAAAUAAAAA